This is a messenger RNA of Etheostoma cragini (Arkansas darter), 4949 nucleotides long. It is a transcript of the gene ubtf, whose product is annotated as upstream binding transcription factor. Bases 258 to 2480 code for a protein of 740 amino acids. The record is from RefSeq and is a predicted model, not a curated record. Lineage: Eukaryota; Metazoa; Chordata; Actinopteri; Perciformes; Percidae. The transcript is spliced from 21 exons.
CAAAACAGCCGCUCGGUUUCACGGUGAAACUGCGUGAUAAACAAUCCAGAAUACGCUUCUAAAACUCGCAAAAUCUACCCUAAAUGUUUGCUUUUGUUUACUUAUAAAGCACAUCGGACGGUAGCCUCUUUGUAGUAGCGAAAUAAACCGACCACUGUGGCAGGGUACAGACGAGGUCGGCCAUAUCCGAAUUUCUUGUCCUCUACAGCGGGAAGAAAGUGGAUGUAAACCCGAAGAUAUAAGGCUAUUCCCUCACAAUGAAUGGAGAAAUGGAGGCAACCACCCAAGACCAAGGUGGGAUUUUGACAAUAUGGGCUCAGGAUGACCUAUUAAAUCUACUGGAGUCGAUGAAAUUGGCCCUGCCUCAGAAAGACCUGACUAAAUACAAAACAUCAGAGUCCCACCUCGACUGGCAGAAGGUGGCCUUUAACUCCUUCACAGGAGAGAUGUGUAAGCAGAAGUGGCAGGAGGUUUCCAAAGAGAUUCGUAAAUUCCGGACUCUAACAGAACUCAUAUAUGAUGCCCAAGAUUACAUAAAGAACCCUUACAAGGGCAAAAAGAUAAAGAAACAUCCAGAUUUCCCCAAGAAGCCAUUGACUCCAUACUUCCGGUUCUUUAUGGAAAAGAGGGCCAAAUAUGCAAAGUUGCACCCUGAGAUGAGCAACCUUGACCUAACCAAAAUCCUGUCCAAGAAGUACCGAGAGCUACCUGACAAAAAAAAGAAAAAGUAUGUUGAGGACUUCUUACGAGACAAAGAAACAUUUGUGCACAGCAUGAUGAAAUUCAGAGAACUACACCCGGACCUUAUGGAGAGCAUGGCCAAGAAAGGUUCAAAUGCACCAGAGAAGCCCAAGACACCCCAACAGCUGUGGUACAACCAUGAAAAGAAGGCCGUCCUCAAGACACGCCCAGAUGCAACCACCAAAGACAUUAAGGAGAGUCUUGGCAAACAAUGGACACAGCUGUCUGACAAGAAGAGACUAAAAUGGAUUGCCAAGUCUCUGGAGCAGCAGAAACUGUAUGAGGAGACAAUGCGGGAGUACAUCCAGCAGCACCCGGAGUUAAACAUGACCCAAGGGGAUAUUGUCAAGUCCACCCUGACAAAGGCUGAGAGGCACCUGAAAGACAAAUCUGAUGGCCGACCUGACAAACCACCUCCAAAUGGUUACUCAAUGUUCUGUGCUGAGUUAAUGUCGAGCAUGAAGGAUGUACCAAGCACAGAGCGCAUGGUUAUGUGUAGCCAGCGAUGGAAGCUUCUGAAACAGAAUGAGAAGGACGCCUACCAGAAACGCUGUGAGCAGAGGAAGAAGGAGUUUGAAAUUAAUAUGAACAGAUUUCUCAGUUCUUUGUCAGAGGAGGAGCAAAACAGGGUUUUGUCCGAGGAUAAAUCCGGUUUUAAGAAGGGGGGAGCAAACAGUCCUGCAGCCAAAAAGAGGGCCUCUAGAGCAAAGGUCAAUCCAGAGAAACCCAAAAGGCCAAUUUCAGCCAUGUUCAUCUUCUCUGAGGAGAAGCGUCCCAAACUGCAGGCGGAGCGGUCCGAGCUUUCUGACAGUGAGCUCACAAGACUCCUCGCCCGCAUGUGGAAUGAGCUGCCGGACAAGAAGAAGGAGAAGUAUAAGCGCCUAGAAAUGGUCCUGAAGGCAGAGUCAGAGAAGAAGGAGAAGGAGGAUCGUAGUCGUCUGCCAGACCCACCCAAGACUGCACAGGACAUCUGGCAGCAGAGUGUCAUCGGAGACUACCUGGCCAGAUUCAAGAGUGACCGGCCAAAGGCACAGAAAGCAAUGGAAGCAACCUGGAGCACCAUGGAGAAAAAAGAGAAAAUGAUGUGGAUCAAAAAGGCAGCAGAAGACCAGAAAAGAUACGAGCGAGACCUGUGUGAGAUGCGCUCACCUGCCGCUGCCAUUGCCUCAGGGAAGAAGAUGAAGUUUGAGGGUGAACCCAAGAAACCGCCAUCAAACGGAUAUCAGAAGUUCUCUCAGGAGAUGCUGUCCAACGGAGAGCUGAAUCACCUCCCGAUGAAGGAACGGAUGACGGAGAUUGGCAGCCGCUGGCAGAGGUUAACGCUGAAAGAGAAGGACCGCUACAAGAAGAUCGCAGAGGAGAAGCAGAGACAGUACAAAGUCCAACUGGAGCAGUGGCUCGCUAGCUUGUCUUCACAAGAGAGAAACACUUACAAAGAAUAUAAUUCACAAAAAAGGAGAACUCCAGCCAAACCAGGAGGCCCCAAGGCAAAGGUCAAGAAAUCUGACACGGAGGAGGAGGACGAGGAUGAGGACGAAGAUGAUGAUCGUGAGAAGGCUUCAUCUGAGGCAGACUCAUCCAGUGAGGAUGAUGACGACGACGAUGAUGAUGACGACGACGACGAUGAUAAGGAUGAGGAUGAUGACGAUGACGACGAGGCGGAAGACAAGGAGAACAAGUCAGAGGACAGCAGCAGCGAAUCGAAUUCCCAGGAGUCGUCGGACUCUGACUCGGACUGAAACUGGUCGACGUCUACGUGAGACAGACUGAGCAGCGCUGAGCCAAGAGUCGAGGGAGCUCUGCCACUGUGCCAACCCAACUCUCCUCCCACCACCAGAGGGAGCCCCUGCAUCACCUCAUCCACUCACCCACUUUUUGUUUCCCUACUCCUGGAGGGACCUUGCCCUCAUGUCCAAAAUCUGUUUCAUUCCCUCCCCGGUUUAGCGAUCAUCUCACAAAACGGGCCACUGACGUUAUGCCAAAAACGGCAUCCCACUGGCAUGGGGAUGUCAUGAACUUCGGCCGCUGGUUUCAGUCCUGAAUUGCAGGUUCAGUGGUUUAAGGUUCGAGUUUUAAUGUUGAUGGCAAUUAAUAACCUUCCAGUGUUUGUUUUUUGUUGUUACUCUGGUAGUUAGUUGAAGACAGGCAGCAUGAGUUGUGAACGGGCUUCAUGGAGCCAAAGAACAGUAUGGUGGAUCACUCUAGGGAGUGAGAGGGAAGAGGGUGGGUGUGCAGGGUACUGAAAAAUUGCACUCUUUUUUUUUUUUCUUUUUUUUUUUAAUUCCCCAGAUUAUUGUCGUAUUGUUCUCUAUUCUCAAUUUAUGAUGUAGAUUUUAUCAUUUGGUUCUUAAAGAGGUGGUAUUUUUUCAGGAAAAAAAAUCAAGCCAUUUUGAAUGUCUUUUUGUUGCUGGAAAAUUUCAGUUGUUACUUACCCAUGUUCUCAUUUAAAAGAUUACUGUGCCUAUAUAAAGUAUUCACCCCCACUUGGACUUUUUAUGUUUAUUGUUUUAAGACAUAAAACCAAAAUGGAUGCUUUGGUACUCAUUAACAUAAAAAUUAGAACAAGUACUGCAACAUUUACGGGGGGAUUUACUUUAAUGCUUUCUAAUUGAGUUUCUUUAUCUUCACAGAGUAGUUUUUAAUACAAAAUAAGUUGUUGUUGUCUCCAGAUAAAGCUGGUCGCACUUUUAAUUUAGUGUGAUCUCUCCAUUCAGCUUAUAAAGAAACUGUUUGCACCGGUCAACACUCAUACAGUCAAUUAUUUACCCUUUUUUUUUUUGGAAUUUAACUUUAAUUUAAACUUAUUUUAGAUCAGUUCGUGAAGAUUUAUUUAGUUGAGUCAAAAAAGCCUAAUUGCAUCCACUGUGCUUCAGAGAUGUAAAACAAAAAAGGUUUAACAAAGGUGAAUAUUUUAUAGGCACUUCAUGAUCCAUUGUCAUGUGUCUGUCAUGAAAGGUGUCAUUUAUCAAAGUUAACUGACAUGGCUCGGACACAGUAAUCCAUCACAUCUGAUAUAAUUCAGUUUGACUCAGUUAAUUCUGGCCUGACAGUAAUACAGUGUUUCUUUGAAGGGAUACUUGUUUUCCACAUGUAGUGUUCAAUCUGAUUCUGUGUUUUUAAAGAAUAUGUCAUAGAGUUGGUGUAUGUUUCUUUUCUGAACCGUUGUUUCACGUUUACGGUUUCUUUGAAUAGUUAAUUGUUUUGUUGUAAGCAGUUGUGUUCUGAUCCAUCUGGAAUCAUUUUUUGGAUGUCAAACUGAAUGGUCAAUUUUUUUAUUUUAUUUUUUGAAUUUUUAAUGGUAUUUUGACUGCAAUCCAUAUGGGUUUUAGUCUGAUGCUUAAUCCCAAAAAAGUGUGCACUUAUUGUAAAUCUGUCCCUCUGUGUGAGUUUGUGUGCAUGCAUGCACAGAACCGUGUAUAUAUGAGGGUGUGAGUGUGUGUUUCUUUGCUUUAAUGUGUGCUGUUUUAACUGUUUUGCUGCAUACCGUGAUGUGACUGCAGCAGGCUUGUUUUUGCCUGUGUGGGGGGACGUCAUCCCAACACCAUGAAUGUAGAUAUUGUUAAAUCUUUACUUUUUUUUUUUUUUCUUUAGUACUUUUUCUGCUCGACACUGUUGUGUCAUUGGUUACCUGGAAACAGACUGACGAGACUUCCGUGAUUUGUCAUUUUGGGUCCACAGGCAGAUGAGUACAUGGCAAAUAGUAAUCGGUUUAGUAAUGGACUGAUUUUGACCAUUUGGAGUCUGAUUACUGUCUGAAACUUAAACCAGCACGGACUAUUUAAAUGAUUCGGGGAGGGAUUGAGAAAAGUGAUUUGCUGAUAUCAAUAGAUGGGAGUUUGUACAAGGGAUUUGGGGAACUGAGUUGCCAGAGGAAUUGGGGUUGAAAACUUGUAAUUUUUCCUGUAAAUACUGUUUUUGUAUUGAGUGCUUAUUGUUUUGUUAGUGCUUUAAUUUGGCAAACCCUCAUCUGUGACUUCAGAGGCUAGUGAGUUUUUUCACUCACGGGGGAGAGUUUUUGAUUUAAAUCACCUGUUUUAGUUGUUUUGUUUUUUUCUCUCCCUUAUGUUGGUUUAUAGAGAUAUCUAAGACAGCAAAGCUUUACAAGUUUGUACUGCUGGUCACUUGACAAAAUUUGAUGUUUUCUAUAGCUGAGGGUGUUCUUAUGUCCUUGUAGUUCCAGUAUUUGGGCAAAUAAAAAGGAUCUUUAA